UAUUGGGAAAUUGCACAACUCAGAGAAAUACAUUCACUUCUCUUUAUUUGAUCUUAUCUUCUACACUAAACCUUCUCCCCCAAUUUUCCGAUCUAAGUCUUUGUGUCUGCGUUUGAAGGCUAUGAAUAUCCAUUUUCUAGUGAAAAAAUCCAUUUUCUAGAGAAAAAUUUUCGUCUCCUUCAAAAUCUUUCGGUUCAUCAACACACCUUACAAAUCAGCCAUUCAACCUCUACGGUUUGUGUGGCCGGACGCGUGCUCGGAGGUCGCAGAUGUCGCCGGAACGAUUGCCGCUGAGUAAAAAACCUAAAAGUGGUGAUCGGAAAACUAUGGUUUGUGUGUUUGUUGAUGAAGGCAGCAAUGUAUAACUGAAGAUGGCAUUAUCUAAUAAAAAAAAUAACCGGCCCGACCCUUACGUGACGACCCUCCGGCCCGAUCGCCUGGCUCGACCUCCGGGUCAACGCUGAAACGAGUUAAAGGGCUGAACCGGCCCGGUGGUGUUUCCGGAUCCCGGCCGGACCGGUCCGACCGGCCGGCCCGGUCCGGUUUUAAAAACGUUGCAUAUAUAUAUAGGUACGUGAUCAGGAGAGAACGGUGAUAUGUGUUAGAACGGUGAGAACAGAUCCUGACCGAACACGUGGAAGGGGGCGCUAAUUGAUAUACAAGGACGAAGUUGCUUCCUCGAGUCAAAGGCUCUGCCUCAAAACUGGAUUACCAUUUAUCAUUCCUGACGUUAGUGAAGAAAUAAAGCCCACAAUGGACAUGGUAUUCACAAACCUCGAUGAUUGUUAUUCAAUGUAUGUUAAGUAUGCCAAGGAGUAUGGGUUUUCAGUCAGGAAAGGGACUACAAAGACAAACUCUAAAGGUAUGUUACAUAUUAAGUAUUACUUGUGUACGAGAUCUGGGUUAUAUAUGGACAAGAAGAUUGAUACGUUGGACACCAAUCAAAAGGAGCGAUUUGUGCGAUCCAACUUUUCAAAGAGGACUGAUUGUUGUGCACUGUUAGGUGUAAUUUUUUUAGGCUAGAUCAUGGAAGGUGUAUAAGUUUGUCGAGGAGCACAACCAUGAUCUUGUUGAACGUCCUGAUAAGCAUUUUCUUCCAACUGAAUGACAUCUCACUCAGCUCCAGAAGCAUGUUAUACACAACAUGUCUAAGUUGAAUUUAGGUCCCGUCAAGGCGUUUAAUGUUAUGAAGACUUGUUUUGGUGGUUUUGAAGACGUGUGUGCCAGUAAAGUUGAAUUUAAGAACUGCAAGAGGCAAAUUAACUUGUUUAUAGGGGAAUAUGACACCGAUACGGUUGUGAGACAUUUGAAUGAAAAAAAACAUUCCCAGCCUAAUUUCACGUACCAUUACUUCACAAACGAAGAGAAUCAUUUGAAGGGACUUUUUUGGUGUGACGAUCAAGCCAAACGUAAUUACCACGUGUUUGGUGAUGUGAUUUCGUUUGACGCCACGUAUCGUUCCAACAAAUAUGCUAUGGUGUUUGUACUGUUCACUGGUAUAGACAAUCAUCACUGCAAUGUUACAUUUGGUGCUGCAUUAUUGGCGUCGAAAACUGCUGAUACAUAUUUAUUGGUUGUUGAGAGUUUUUCUAAAAGUUGUUUGUUCUCAAUCAAAAGUUGUUGUCACUGACCAAGAUCCAGCAAUGAAGAAGGCUAUUUAUGCUGUAUUUGUUGACACGAGGCAUUAGUUAUGCAUGUGGCAUGUGAUGCAUAAACUAUCUCUGAAGGUUGGUGUUAGGCUAUGCAAUUCCACAAAUUUCAAAGAACGUAUUUGUGGUGUUGUGUGGACGGAUAUUCUCACACCAGAAGAGUUUGAAUCAAAAUGGGAAGCGGUUAUCGGAGAGUUCAAUUUAGUAGAUAAUGACUGGCUAUCUGAUAUUUUUGCACCCAGGGGAUCUUGGAUCCCUGCAUACUAUAGAAUGGAAGAGAUGUCGGGUCUUAUGCGAACGACAUCGAGGUCGGAGAGUGAGAAUCAUUUUUCUGAUCAGGUGUGCAAUUCGAAAGCUACUCUUGUUGAGUUCAUGACUCAUUACGAAACUGCAAUAGAAGCACAGCGUCACACGCACCAGAAAAAUGACCAUGAAUCUCGAUACAAACGACCCCAGUUGAAGAGUAAUUACCAAUUGUUGGAAGGCCAAGCUGUUGACAUAUACACAAAAAGUAUUUUUUGUGACGUUCAAGCUGAGCUAAUUGGAAUUGCGGAUUGUAUAAAUCAACGCUACAAAGAUCAGCCUAAUGGGUUUGUUAAGUUUUACAUAAAUAACUUCCAGCAGCCUUGUACAUCCUUAUUUGAGGUAAUGUUCCGUAAGUCUGAUUGCACAUGCAGUUGCUCAUGCAAGCGUUUUGAGCAGUUUGGUUUGCUAUAUAGACAUAUAUUCUAUGUUUUGAGAAUUAUGGACAUUAGGGAAUUUCCAAAACAAUACAUUUUGAAUAGAUGGCGCAAAGAGGCUUCCCCAAACUGCUCUCCCGAAUACUCAAUUAGUCGUGAAUAUAUGACUGAGCUUGAUCCCGAUGUGCAAAGUAUGAUGCGAGAUAUUAUUUUUUCAACGGAAUAUACUUUGAACCAUUUUUCUGGUAAUAAAGAGGAGCUAUCCUUAUACAAGGAUCAUGUUCAAUCUUAUAUGAAGAAGGUUCAAGAUAUGCAGAUUGUUGCUCCUCCGGCUAGUACUAGGGAUAGAUUUGCUGAGAUAACCGGUCAAUAUAAAACGACGAGAAUCUGAUAAGAGUCCCUGUUGGGUAUAAAUCCAAAGGUUCUGGUUCUCGAAAGCGCCUGAAAUCUAAACAGGAGAUAGCAGUCGAGAAAAAGAAAUCAAAGUCGAAACCCGGGGCCAAAGAAAGACAUUGUCAGAACUGCAAAGGCUAUGGACACUACGCAUCGACAUGCAAACAGGCCGUAAUUAAAAGAAGAUCGACAAGGUUUUCGAGAGCUAGUGAAGAGUAGUUUGGCGUUUUGUAUUUUUCAUUCUUACAGAGCACACACAGAUGGUCUUCGAGAGCCAGUGAAGAGUAGUUUGGCGUUUUGUAUUUUUCACUCUUACAUAACACAGACAGAUCUCAGUUUGGCGUUUUACAU
Messenger RNA from Helianthus annuus (common sunflower), 3073 nucleotides. RefSeq names its product protein FAR1-RELATED SEQUENCE 1-like. Gene Ontology annotation, biological process: regulation of DNA-templated transcription. The coding region runs from base 1695 to 2720 and encodes 341 amino acids. NCBI's taxonomy places the organism in Eukaryota, Viridiplantae, Streptophyta, Magnoliopsida, Asterales, Asteraceae. Gene Ontology annotation, molecular function: zinc ion binding. The transcript has 5 exons. The record is from RefSeq and is a predicted model, not a curated record.